AUGUCGAAUGCUGCGCUAAUGCAGCAACCGAAUCUUCCUCUUUUGAAUUCGUCAAGGACUGAAUUACCCUCAGGUAUGCUCGUGAAUGAGAACACCAGCCCGUGCGCGGAGGGUAUCGAUCCCUGUAAACCAUCCACCCCUUCGCAGUUAUGGAUGGAUGACGCGAAAAGGUUAGCCUCCGCAGGGCGCGCGAGUUUGGUCCUAAUCAAUCCAUCCACAUGGAGAAAAAGAAAACUCGAGGUGGCGUUUCCGUCGGGGGGGUCCUACGGAGAAGUGGGCGGCAACAACCCCGCGCGUGAUUCGCUGCGUUCGGACGAGGCUCAUAGUCGACACUCGUUUGAAAUCGACCCCAUUAGUCAUCCCUUUUCAUCUUUUACGCAGAACCCAAAAAAAUGUGAAGUAGGCGCGUCUUCCACUUCACGGAAAGGAUCCGACAAGGAACCUCGAUGCCCGAUCGACCGCGACGACGGCCAUCCGUUUUCAGAUAACGAGCCCAAAAGGAUUGAGAGGCGACCACGGCAAACUCGGUUUCAUUCCAAUCCGAGGAUAUCCGCUACGCUUCACAGCCUCACUCCUCUUUCGAUGCCGUCAUGUGGGGAGGAGGUGAUCUCUCCAAAUCCUACGCCUGCCUUUCAGACGGAUCGCCUUGCCGAUGCCUAUCAUCCCCCCAGUGUGAUCGAGGAUCCAAAUGCGAUGAUAGUGCGUCGGCUAUUCGCCAAAAUCUCCACAGAGGGCAAAUCGUGGAGGGCAUUGCAAGAAAUCAAUGCAUCCUUGAACGCGGCGAAUAGAAUUACCGCAGACGGCGAUUCUGCACAAAUGCACCCACCCCCCGCUUCAUUCUCUUCCAGCGAGGGUAACGAAACCCAUGCGGAGACGUCUCUUACGCUCCCCCCUAUCGCAGCCAAAGUAAAUAAACUUCAGGUGUUGUUUCACGGCGCGGAUGAGAGGUUGAACAGUAAGGUUGAAUUCGCCAUGGACAAGCAUAAGACGAUCCGCUUCCCGAAUAGGGAUAAUCGCUCAUUGCCUUUCCUAAGGCAUUGCAAUUACGAUAGCAAGAGUAGCCUAGGGAGCUCUCAAUUGAGUAGAUUCAACCUACCAACCCCGACGUUCCCUUUGGUAAUACCGCCGAGACCUUCUCCGCUCACGGUAUCGCGGCGGCUGGCAGCCCUCGAGGAAACCUCCACCCAGCAAGCUACGAGGGAGAAAGAAAGAAUUUUCGCCAAAUCAUGCGAAAUGUUACAUCUUCUGAAGCUUCUGGACGCGCUCCUUCAGGAGGAACGGAACCAACGCAUCGAGUUGCUCGGCAAUUUCAUCUCUUGUCGACAUCCUCUACCCUGCGCCUGCACAACCGGGUGGCUUUCCGCUUUCGCACCCUCCUCGGUGGCAUCUGAUACGGUGGAGAUUCCUUCCCUUUGUUUUUUUGUCGCCACGGUGCUGGAGGAGCACGUUUUGCUCCAGGAACUGCUUCUGGAAAAGCGGCAAAGCGAGCUGGUUCGCCUGCAAAAGGUAUUUGAAAUGGGAUUCUUUGCCUACUCCAUUUAUCAGGAGACUCGGGAUAACGAGCGGUGGUGUUGGGAGCAUCUUAUGGCAUUUCAUCAUUUUUGCAUGCGUGUUGCCUCCUUACAAGCCAACACCUCGGAGGAGUCUGGAAAUUCGAUCACAGCGAAUGCACGGACUGCUGACAAUGGCUACGAUGCUUCAUCUCCUUUUCCGGUUCAUCGUCGUGAUUCCCCUUUCUGCUCUUACCUCCAAUUUAUCGAAUGUACGAUCUUCUUUGGGGGCAUGGAACGGCAUGAGGAGAACGCGCGAAGGGAGAUUGAAUCCGAGGAAGCUCAAAUGGCGAUUCAACUUCUCGAGGGUAUCUCACUUGGGUUGCGGAAGGCUAUGGUCGAGGAUGUCUCCAACACGGCGUUCGCUCUCCUGCUGGAGGAGGAGGCGUCGGCGUUCUCCUGCUUCCUUGAGAACGCCUUGGAGGAAAGGGGGCAGAUCGAAGCCGAGGUACGCGCACGGCGGGAUAAGGAAGCCGUGCUCGAGCACAUCACUGAAGAGCUGAAGCGAUUGCCCGGGGUUGCGGAGGCGGAAAAGGUAGCAUUCGUGGUUUGUUAUGAAAAGGAGCUUCGCGCGAUUCAUGUGGAGGAGGUGCGCGAGCGCCAUGAGUUGGAGUUGUGUGAGCACCGGCGCUUGUCUAUUAGGGAGAGCAUCGCGCUCGCAAAUCAGUGGCUGAUGGAGGGCAUUAUCGCUGAGCAGGAGAAUUCUGAGGAAUACCAGAGGAAUCUUCUGAUAACCGCUGAAUUACGCCAACGCAAUGUGAUUGUUGCUAUGAAAGACGAAAUGUGUCGCUUGGCUCAGAUACGAAACAUGUACUUGCGGCAAGAAGAGGUGGAAAUGUCUAUUUUGAUCCUAUUAGCGCGGGAAUACGUAGAGCGGCAACAAAUCAUCCAGAAAUUUUGGAGCGAAUACCAAACCCUCUUUGUGGAACGCUUCGUGCCGGUUUGCGCACCGCAGUUUGCUACAACGAAGAUGGAUGAUGCAGUGAAGGCUUCAAAUAGUCCCCACAAAUGCGGAGAUGUGAUGAAACCAGAAAAUCCAACAUGUGAUGAUGAGGAGGAAGCAGGUGCUGAGCCUGCCUCCAGUGCAAAUAUAGCGCCCACCAAUAUUUUUGAUACUGCUGCUAGCAUGGAUCUCCGCCGCAUCAUAGUAUCUGAUCUCUAUGAAUACUUGGGAACUCAUCAAAUCUACCAAAUUUUCUCGACUUGA
This is a messenger RNA of Phytomonas sp. EM1, 2757 nucleotides long. The record is from the annotation of a GenBank genome assembly. NCBI's taxonomy places the organism in Eukaryota, Euglenozoa, Kinetoplastea, Trypanosomatida, Trypanosomatidae.